This is a messenger RNA of Hymenoscyphus albidus, 8664 nucleotides long. Lineage: Eukaryota; Fungi; Ascomycota; Leotiomycetes; Helotiales; Helotiaceae. The record is from the annotation of a GenBank genome assembly.
AUGGCGCGCGACCGCCAGAGCGCCGCUAAGAAAGCAUCCACUGGCCAGAAUCAAGGCACCUCCAUAACCAACCCUGAUGACGACCAGAACUAUGGCGACGACCAAGUCCCUGAUGCCACGUCUGCCUCGGACCCCAAGGAUGAAGACUACUUUGCCGAGGAUGGUGGCGAUGUGUCUGACACAAACUUUGAAGACGACGAAGCACCAUCGUCUGGUAGCGACGAGGAAGCUCCUACCAAGCGCAGAAAAUUAGGUAUCUUGUUGCCUUCCCACCACCCUCCCGUGUCAUCCCCCAUAUUCUAAAAUGCGACGUAGGUUCUAAAGGUAAGAUCAGAGCUGCUCGCAAGGCUCCUCGAACCGUCAUUAAGGGCAAGCCUGUCGCCCGAAAAUCGAGAGCUAAGAGCACCACUGCCAUUGCCAAGUCAAGUCGGGCUGUCGGUAAGUAUCGUUGUCCCAGUUGAACAAACACCAUGCUGAGAAGAUUACCAGGUCCGUUAGCAGAACCAAUUUCCCCUAUUGUCAAUGCUUGUAAGUCUAUCCACCCACACCGCAUACGAACAGUGCAAUACUGAAAUGAAUCACCAGAUGAAUCCGCAAAUGAAUCUGCAAAUGAAUCUGCAAAUGAAUCUGAUACCGACUCUCAUCAGAACGCGGAAGCUCGUAAGUUCAUCUAUCGACACCCGAUCCAAAAGUGCAAUGCUGAAAUGACCACCAGCCAUGUCCACAGACGCCUUUAUUGAGUCUUAUCUUGCUUGUAAGUCUAUAUGCCCACAUCCGAUCGCACACGUGUAAUACUAAAAUGAUCACUAGAUCACCUUGAGUACUAUAAGCUAAGUGAGGAAGCUCGUAAGUCGGACCAAUCCACUUCAAUCACCAUUGCUAAUAUUACUCAACAGAAACCGUUGAUCAAGCAAAUGCUGGCACAUCUGCUGGCGGCAAGUCUUCUAGCGGCAAUUCUGCUGGAUCAGCUGCUGCAUACACGGACGGAUAUAAAUAUCAAAAUGGUCCUGAUGAAACUCUCAAGCCAAUUCGCACCCCCCAGGAUGCCUUUCGGGACAUUUAUAAAAACGUCAAACCAUCAAUGAAACCAUUGCUCAACCGCAUAGAGCAGAAGAACGGUGCAAUAAAGGUCGGAACAAUGUGUUCCGGAACGGACAGCCCUCUAAUUGCACUCAAUCAAAUAGCAAGAUGUGAGUUUCAUUUGAUAAACACCAGUUUUCAGCGUUGGCUAAUCAUUUUUUUAGUAUGUGAGCUUGAUGGCCUGAAUUUUCCUAUCCAUCAUUCCUUCAGUGCGGAAAUAGUUCCUUUCAAACAAGCAUUCUUGCGUUUGAACUUCAACCCAGAACAGCUCUUUCAAAAUGUGUGCGAACUCCUUCGUUUCAUUAUGGACAACCGUGGAAACUACAUUGAACUGCCUUCAGAGGAUAUUGUGGGCAAGGAGACCAUGUAAGUGUGGACUUGUAUGAUUUCAUUUUUGUCACUAACUUUCAUCUUUAGGACGACUGCCCAUGGAGGGAAAGCUGUCAUCCCAGGCGAUGUUGACAUCCUGCUUGCAGGUACUUGCUGCACGGACUUUUCAAUCAUGAACAGCAAACAAAAAACCCUCAAGGCCGGCGGCGAAUCUGGAGAUACCUUUUUUUCGAUGAUUGCAUAUGCCACGCAUUAUCGACCAAAGAUUAUCAUUUUGGAAAAUGUCCAAAGUGCCCCUUGGCUAAAAGCAAAGUGGAGCAAAAGAAAGAAGGACGGACCUUACGGAUUCGAUCAUGAAUUCGCCAGAAUUCACUACCAAAUAGGAUUCGUUUUACUUGAUACCAAGGAAUAUUACAUUCCUCACACGAGAUCAAGAGGCUACAUGAUAGCCGUCGAUGUCAAAGACAUGUCGGACGAAGACCGUGCCGACGUGAAUGAGAAGCUGAAGCAGUGGGAAUGCCUCGUGCUAAACGACUCAAAACGUCCGGCAAGUACUCCAGUGGAAAUGUGGCUAAAGCGAGCAGACGAUCCUCUCCUCAUUUAUUGCAGAUCGCAUUGGGUCGAUGACCUUGAGAAGACAAGAAAGCCACCUCGAUGGGAUGCUUGUCAGGUUAACUAUAAGAGCUAUCGCCACAACCUCGGUCUUGGAGAGGGCCGCCCAGUGACCAGCUGGGGCAGCGACGGCUAUUUCCAACUUCCAGACUUUUACCAACGGAAGCACAACUUCGGUAUGACUGAGCGAGUGCUUGAUACCCUGGAUAUCUCUCAUCUUCGUGGUCUGUUGCGAGGUUACGAUGAUCGUUAUUUCUUGUAAGUUUUCCGCUAAAUUACCAAUUUCAGAAUUUGCUAAUUGUUAUGCAGUCGAGUCACUGAACUAGGCCAGAACGUCUACCGUGAUAAGGAGCAAAACAAGCAAGGCGUUGUGAGCUGUCAAACUCCAAAUGCCCAGCAGUUUGUCUCUGUUCGUGGUAGCCGAAUCUCCGGUCAGGAGGCCCUGAAUCUUCAGGGUCUACCUGUUGACGGCCUGGAUAUCAGCCGGCUUUCACAGGCAGAAAUGCAAAACCUGUCUGGAAAUGCUAUGACGACGACUGUUGUCGGAAUUGUUACGAUGGCAGCUCUAACCACAUUUAGCUCUUUCCUCGGUCUCAAGGGAGACCGAACGAAGGCAACUUCUUUCACCGCUAGAAUUCCCGGCGACUCACACCAAGAGAAGUUGUUUGCUGUAAACUCGAGCACUUGGGCACACAAUGCAUUGCUGACGUCUGAAGCCCUUGCUCUUUCCAGGAACACCCUUCGCCUAUGCUAUUGUGAGCAUACAGAGCUCAUCAUUGAUAGACAAUUCCAGCAGUGCAUGAUAUGCUUGCAUACGAGUUGCACAUCCUGUGGUAAAAAGCCAAUUCACGAUUACAAGGCGAUCAAAAUUAUGGGACGUAAGGAUGUCCGUGUCUUCGAGAAUUUGUUGCUAGAAUCUUUGCCAAUGGCCACCAAGUUGAUCAAUCUCACAGAGGCUGAGCUUGACAAGGCACUCGACGGAUUCCUCAUUGAUAACAAGCAUUCGAUUGAUCUUGAGACAUGGCAACUCAUUUUACCGAAGGUCCGAAUGGCUUUGAUAUCGACGGUAGCUUUGCAGGGCAUGCGUCGAUCGGACAGAUGGGAGGUGACUUAUGAGAGUCAGAACGCCAAAUUGGUAUUGUCCAUUUCUGCCACCGAGGCUAGAUGGGACCGUAAGCAAACUUUCCUUCUCCCAUUUCCCUUUCCCCUAAAGAUCCAACUAUCAAUGGUGGAGAUGUUCACUUCUUACUGCUCAAGGCCAAAAGAAAACGUAUGCUAAUUGGUUACAGUAUUCGCCAAUGUUCCCAAUGAGCCUCUGAGCUCACCAGUGGGCAAAUAUCUUAGACAGUUUCCAAUUGCUCAGAUGUUUUGCCACGACAAUAAUGACCUCACCCAAGGAAGUUUCAAGCUUUGGGCCCCCAAAGUCCAUAAGUUCAAGGCUACCUUGUCAAUGAGUGGGCCUAUGAUACCCACCUAUGAGAAUCAAGUCGGUAUUGUGUCCAAGCAGGAUGAUAAUCAAUACUCCAAUAUCUUUGUGGAUGUCAAAAAUUACAAUCCCAAGGUGAUUCCUGUCGAUAUCGAAGGCCCAUAUGAGCUCUCGACCAUAUGCGGCCAGUCCUUCAAUUGCUUGUACGUACAGCAGCAAUCGAAGAAAAGCGAUAAGCGGUUGUUCAUGUUCCUAGAGCCGCACCUGCGCCAUGGUGCGGUAGAGACCCACUCGGUUGUUAUUGCUGACAACACCAGACGCCUUGGGCAUGGUGAGCAUCGGGAAACUAAGGGCAAACUCGCAACUCCCUUUCGAUUCCCCAUUGUCAAAGCCCGCCGAAAUCCCGAAGAUCAAAGUAUCAUCAGUCAUACUCUUGAUAAUGGAAAAUCCUUCAAGCCAGGGUGUGUUUUUGAAGAUGUUGAAACUACGAUAUCCGUCGAUGGCACCUGGGAAAACUUCCAGGGAAUUGGUCUCAAUAAGCCCGAUAACGAUGCGACAUUGUACCAUCAUCUUCCUACUGGAGCCUCAUUUUCCGACACCCAGUGUAACACACAACACGCCGUUUUUGCAUGCCGUGCUAACAUCGUUGCCGGUAUUACCCAAAUGUUUCCCGAUGAUCAAGUAAGUAACUCCUCAGCUUCUCCCUCUCCUUUGAACUCUCCGCUUGGCCAUUGAUUUCUAUGCUAAUUUACUCCAGUGGAUACCACUGAGUAAGUCUAAUGAGCCUGCUUUCUUGCAGGACCUCAAGUAUCUUGUCCAAGGCGGUUUGGUCCAAGACGGCCACAAGGAAGGUGGCGAAUGGCACACCAUUCUCAACCACGCAUCGCAAACUCGGUGUCAGGCAUGCGCGCCCAAACCUCCACGUUUAUUUUGGGAGAAGAAACAAGUUACCAAGAGUACCAGCAAACUGACCCCUUUCGAAGACCCAGUGGAAGCCGCGGACUUUGAGAGAGCCUGUAAGAGUCGUGCGGAUCCAAUCUCUGCAUGGUAUCUGCGCAAUGAGAAUAAUGUUGUCACGUUCAAGGUUAUUUGUGAUAUAUUUGGGCUUAUUCACAGAGCUCAGGCUUCCUUGACGACUGUCUUGAAGUCUGAACAUGAACUCACAAUGCAAUAUAGAUUGAUUACGGUAAAUUCAUUUCUAUUCUUCCUUCUUCCAAGCCACAUGAUGCUAACAUAUUACAGAAUACGCAGUUGAUCUCCAGACAUAAGAAGGUGCCAUUUUCCAUUCCAUCCAACGAACAUGUCCCUGGUAGCGAGAAUCUCAGACAUUGUCUAAAAUUUGAACUGCGUUCUCAACAGGCAGACGCGAUCCAAUGGGCAAUCAACAUGGAGAGGAACCCAAAGCCAUGGCAGGCAAUUUCAGUCGAAGAAGCUCGGAUCGACUCCAUUGGAUAUCGUCUGGAAGCUCGAGCUGUCGCAGAAACUCCAAUCCGCGGAGGUCUAUGUGCCUACGAUGUGGGUUUUGGAAAGACCGUUGUAAUGUUGGGCCUUAUCCAGCAACGAAAGAAAGAAGUCGAGGAUUGGGCCAAUGAAAAGACACCAAAGGGGGACGCCAUCCGUUCAAAGGCAACCCUCGUUUUGGCUCCCGUGCACCUGCUUCUGCAGUGGGCAGCUGAGAUCAAGAAAUUCAUCAAAGUACCAAUGAAAGUAGUUGUUGUCAAGGAUACCAAGGAUUGGAACAACAAGGUUUGCAAUUCCAAGCAACUUUUAUUAUUCAGUGUGAAAAAUGUACACUAAUUCGUUGCAGGCCAAGGUUCAACUUUUCAUGGAUGCUGAUAUCAUUAUCAUGAACAUGUCUUUAAUUGAUAGUGGUCCAUACCUUCGCGAUCUCGCCAAUGCUGCUGCUAUCGUUGAGCUUGAUAAUCAAACUAUCGGCAAGCAGAACCGCGCAAAGAAAUCUUGGCGUCAGAUGGCCGCCGAUAGUGUCAAAGCCAGUAUGCCGAGUCUUCUCAAUGGCAAGAUCGAUGAUUUUGUCAAGUCCCAGCGAGCAGCUUAUGACGCCAGUGUUGAUGCUUGUACUCAAAAUCAGGCUCCAAUUCCUUCGAAGCGCGUUGUCGGUUCCAAGUACAUGUCCCAGAAGGCGGCCAAGAUCGGCGACAAGCGUACAUGCAAUGAAAUCAAUGAGCCGAAGAAAGAUACGCUUACUUCUCGAGAUAAUUAUUGGAAGUUUAUUCAGGGCAAACCACUAGCGGAUUGGAAGCCAAUCCUGGAAAUGUUCGAGUUCGCAAGACUAAUCAUUGACGAGUAUACUUACUUGAAUGGUCUAGAAGAUGCGAUUGAAUUCAUCAGAGCUCACAGUAUACUCAUUUUGUCUGGUACUCCAGAUCUCGCAACUUGCUCUACAGUUUACAAGAUAGGCAGACUACUUGGUGCGUAUAUUGGAACAGAUGACUAUGAUACGACCACCAUUGAACAUUGGAAGAAGAUAUCUGGGGAUAUGACUCGUAAGCUAUUCAAACCCCCUUCCCCUCUCCGUUUGCAUGGUCAUUCAUAUUAAUCUUUUUCUAGGUGCCGAAGAUUAUCAAACCCAUCUGGCGCGCAAAUCUGACGCCUAUUCUCAUAUGCAAAGACAACGUGCUCAGGAGUUCUUGAAUAUGUUUGCAAGAAAGGUAUGUUGCACUAUGCUUCUCUUUUUACCACUAUGCUAACAUCCAGAAGGACAAGGCUGAUGUCGAUCGCAUCUCCAUGGUCGAGGAGUACCGAAUCAUGUAUCUCACGCUCUACCAAUGGGCCAUCUACAAGGAGUCGGAGCAGCGCGUCACUAACUUGGACUUCGACCAUAAGAUCCACUUCAACUCCGUAGGUGGUCAUUCGUCGCAAAUCUUCAAAGAAUCCGCCCAGAGUUGCGAGGAUCCUCGUGAAAUUUUAAUCUUUAGGAGCACCCACACGCAGCCACUGCCUGGUAUUGAAUCGUAUGAGACCCUUUCCAAUAUGCUCAGCAGAUUUUGCGUUGGGGGACACAUGCUAAUAUGUUGCAGUGCCGCGAUACAAAAGGUUUAUACCCUGGCGGAACAAGCCAAGAGAGCUAGGCUCUUCCGUGAGAAGAAGAAGAAUGCAACAGAGUUUGCAAGAGAAAAUGAUCUGACCCUCCCCGAAAAUGACGAUAUCAGCGAUGUAGGCGAUGUCGAAGUCACUCCGGAUGACCCUGAAUGGGUUGCUCCUUCAGAUGAUGAAGUUUCUGCCGAAGCUGUGACACAAACCAAAGGCAAGAAAGGCAAGCAAGCCGAGACAUCCGUGGCACCCAAGGUAAUCAAACCUGCUGUGGCAGCAGAGGAUAUGUGCAAACGAGUUCUCGAAUUCCGGAAAGGAGAACUCGUCACUCUCUUGAACGAUUUCACUUUCCAAUUGCGAAAGGCAACCUGGUUGCAAAACAAUCAAGACGCUCCUACCGACCCUAAGGGUAAGCAUGAGCAAUCUUUCCAAAGAUGGAAGGCUCGAGGUAAGUGUUCUUGACAUUCAGCUCCAUCAUUCGGGCUUGGCGCUAACCUGACAUGUUCCAUAGCUGUUGAACGUCAAGACACCGAAAUCGUCAAAUAUUUGAUGAGCUUGAUUGCUAAAGCCACUCUUUCUCACAAUGAAUGGCACCACUUUUACCGACGCACCGACAAGAGCGUCGCAGGAGCUGCCGCAAAGCGCAACAAUAAACUCUUGCCCGUUAUUCCCUCCGGAGAUGUUCUAAGUGGUAACAACGCACAUCUUACUCAAAAGGCUGCUGCACUCCGAACCCUCGUCGCAUUACUGACAAGGCUUUCCGAAAGCCUCUGUAGCCAGGUUGUUUCCAUUCGAUUCAUCGAAUCUCUUUGCUGCGUCAUUGACGAGGGCACCAAGAACUGCGCCAAUUGCAACGCUCAUUUAAGCAUUGAACACAAUUUUACACUCUUGACGAGUUGUGGACAUGUGGUAAGUUCUUUUGCGUUUUAUUGAAACUAUAUCCUUACUGACUUUAAGUAGAUUUGUGAUAAAUGCAAAGGACACAAGGCUCAUACUUGCCCAAAGUGCCACGCACCAUAUGAACCACACCAGGCGAUUACGGGAGGGCAAUUACAGAAGUUCAACAACUCUCUAGUUAUUGCUGUUGAGCAGUCAUCUCCCAUGUACGGUGAGAAGGUUGACUCCUGUAUGCGCCUCAUUAAGAGUCUUCCAAAGGAUGACCAUGUAUUGCUCUUCGUCCAAUUUGACCUCAUCCAUAACGAAGUACGCAAGGCUUUGGAUGCGAACGAGAUCAAAUACAUUGAUCUCAAAAACACCAAGGCCAACAAGAAGUCCCAGGCUCUAAUUGACUAUCAAGAGGGUAGCGCCCAGGUGCUCCUUCUCAACAUCGAUGAUGAAUCUGCAGCCGGCAGGUAAGUUAUCGCUUCCAUUCCAAAUUUCCCUUGUCACAAACCACUAACUUUGUAUCAGCAACCUCACCAUUGCGAACCACAUUAUUUUCUUGACUCCUUACUUCGUCAAGGGGUCCAACUCGCAAGAAAAGUGGAAUGCUACCAUGACGCAAGCUGUGGGCCGUUCUCGUCGCUGGGGACAGAAGAAAGUAGUCCGUGUCUACCAUUUUGUCACCGCGGAGACGAUUGAUGCAGAUAUCAUUCAGAUGCGGCGCCAAAAGAAACUUCUGCCGAUGGCUGACAAUGAGAAUCUCGGAGAAUUGGUUGAUCUUGACGAUCCUGCGGAAGUCAAGGGACCACUAUCUUCAUCCAUCUCUCAUUUGCUAUUCCGUCAGAACCACUGAUUGGAUCAAGGACUGUUGAAUAACGGGGUUGGCAUUUCAUUACGAACCAAGCGUUCAUUUUUCUUUCUUUCUUUUGUUCUUUUCUAGGUUUUCUUUUUCUCAUUUCUUUGAUAGCCGAGAUUGAUUGGUUGAUGAUGAAUUGGACUGGUGGAAGUUGUGGAUCUUACAAAAAUGGGGUUUCAGCACUUGUCUAUCUUGUACUUUUCCUUCUCCUUUUUUCUUCUGUAGAUCCUUUGGGAUCACGGUCACGGAAGGUUUUCCUUUUUGUUUUGUCAUUUGAGGAAGAACGUUGUGAGCUCACGCUCGGGAAUUGUACGAGCAUCUUGAUUUUGAUUGUGGAGGAAACUAUACCACAAACAUACAUUAAGAAAAGCACAAAAAAACUUGAAAAUAAAAAAACCCUUCGGGGAAAACUAAUACUUGUCUCCCU